Python bivittatus (Burmese python) is the source of this 3715-nucleotide messenger RNA. The record is from RefSeq and is a predicted model, not a curated record. NCBI's taxonomy places the organism in Eukaryota, Metazoa, Chordata, Lepidosauria, Squamata, Pythonidae.
AAUGGGACUGCUAAAAUUUUGGCCGAAAACACACAGCCCCAAGGAAGUUAUGUUUCUGAAUGAGCUGGAAGAAAUAUUGGAUGUCAUUGAGCCCUCUGAGUUCGUGAAAGUUAUGGAACCUCUGUUCAGACAGUUGGCCAAAUGUGUCUCUAGUCCACACUUCCAGGUGGCAGAGAGGGCAUUGUAUUAUUGGAAUAAUGAAUAUAUUAUGAGUUUGAUCAGUGACAAUGCAGCCAAAAUCCUCCCUAUCAUGUUCCCAGCGCUGUAUAAAAAUUCCAAAAGUCAUUGGAACAAGACAAUCCAUGGGUUGAUCUACAAUGCAUUAAAGCUGUUUAUGGAGAUGAACCAGAAGCUAUUUGAUGAUUGCACACAGCAGUACAAGGCAGAGAAGCAAAAAGGGCGGUUCAGAUUGAAGGAAAGAGAAGAGAUGUGGCACAAGAUUGAGGAGUUAGCUCGCCAGAAUCCUCAGUACCCCAUGUAUUGCGCACCCCCACCUUUGCCUCCUGUUUAUUGCAUGGAGACGGAGACCCCCACUGCAGAGGACAUACAGCUACUGAAGAAAACGAUGGAAACAGAGGCUGUACAGAUGUUGAAAGACCUGAAGAAGGAGAAGGUUUUGCUGCGUCGGAAAUCAGAGCUUCCUCAGGAUGUCUACACCAUAAAGGCUCUGGAAGCACACAAGAGAGCAGAAGAAUUUCUCACCUCAAGCCAGGAGGCACUCUGACGGGCUAGGGAGCCCCUGGAGGGUACACAGAAAUGCACUUUGUUCUAACAUAUAGCUAGGGAAUGAACAUGGUGACCUGUGCCUGUCCUCCACUCCAUUCUUAUCUUUCAGGUUCAAUUUGAUUUUACAUUGUACCUCAUAUCCCACCACACUUUCACUUACUCCUGCUUUAAAUCUUCUUAAGGCUGUGUUUUGUGUGCACGUGUGAUGGGAGCCUAGCAACCUGUGAGAGUAUCAUUCCAUUGCAGGGAACAUCCCAGUUCCUGAUUUUGUAAAAAAAAUCUUCUGCAGUCCCAGGACCAAAGCAUUGAGAGUUCAUCUGUUUGUCAUGCGGAGCCUUUGAUUGAUGUCCCUUAUCAUACACAACCGUGUGGUCUGCAUAACAGAAACUUUAUGUCCUAUUGCCUAAACAGGUCAGUACAGGCCAUUUUCCCUUGGGAAUAAUGUGUUAUCUACUCCCCCCCCAACACUUAGAAUAAAUAACUAAUAUGAUGGAAACUUCAGCUGCUUUUGGUCAUUAUGAGUAUGGGUGAUAAUUUUCAUCCGGUAUCCCUGAAAUUGUGUUUGCGUUAGCAGCUGUGCAUAAUUCCAGAUCCAGUGAUCUUGAUAAUGCUUUCAAUGACAUGGUAGUUUUCACCUUCCAAAUAGAGGCUUGCAGUUGAUCUAUGUGCCUGGCAGCUAUUGUACAGCUGCUGCAUGAAUGUGUCACUUGGGUCUUGCUUUCUGUCUGUCUUUGUUAGAACUGGAGUGAGAGUAGCUGUUAAGCACAUUCUCUACUAAUGCCAACCUUCCUUUCAGCUGUUGGCUUUUAAGCUCUGGCAAAUCCUGAAUAAAUAGCUUUACGCAUUUUGCAUAUUGAAAACCAGAGGAAAAAUUAAAUAAUACAGUUUCAGUUUCCAUUUACCAACUGAGCUAGUCCUUUCCAGUUAAUCCCUCUCCCCAUUGCUAAAUUUCUACUCCCAUAAUCUCCCAGCCAGUAUAGUUUUACUAGAUUUCACUGUGUUUGUGUGGGUUCCAGCUGUUCUAGCCCCAGCAUUCCUCUAUUCGGGAAACUCAAGUGCAAGAUGUAGCAAAAAUUCACUUUAGGGAAUACAUAAAUUUAGGGUAUUGACAGAUUCCUUUGAAGUAUGGCUAGCCUGAAUGUAAUAGUUACAUUUGUUUGAUAGCUUGUCAUAGUUAAAAAGUUGCUGACUUAAUUUGGAUCAUGGAAAUCACAGAAGGGAAAGCCUUUACUAUUCUAUGCUUAAAGUUCCUGUGCUCUAGCUUUGGAAAAUUUGUUUCUAAUGAACUUUUUUCAGAUUUUGGUUUUAUCCCUUUACUGCUGUGUUAAGGCCUCCGUUGGUGAGAAGCAGUGGAAUAUCAGAGAAGUAAUUAUUUUGAAUUGGACUGCAAGCCUUUUCCCACCCCAUUUCAUCUUCUUCUUCUUAAAUCUUCAUGUGAUGUAAUUUUGUCUUGUCUACUUACUUAUACCAUUCUGUUUCCACUGUAUCUUGAAUAAUUUGUUUGAAGUUUGUUACAUUUCAUCUCAAUAUUCACCCAUUUCACCCCUUCAGAGACAUUUUUUAACUCUUAGAAAACUGAAAUUAAAAAACAAAUGGACAUUUGCCAAUUUUCCAUACUGAUACUCAAGCCACAGGCUGGGUUCAUAUAUCAUGCUAAGCUAUUAUUUUAAUCACAAAUUAUUGAAUAAAUUGCAGUGCCUGGGCUUACCCAUCAUGCAAAACCAAACAAAUUGCAGUCUGACAUAUUGCUCCUCAGUACUCUUCUCUGUGGAAUUCUUAAUUUUUCCACCAUUUUUGUCCCCCUACUAACAGUCCAUCAGCAUUCCAUGGUCACUGAGCACGUUUAGUCUUCACUGGACUGUUUCUGGAGUUCUCACAAGCUUCUUUCCCUCCCCCAGAGCAUUUUUACUUUGGCAACCCUUAUUUUGUGCAUGGUAGUUUUUUAGCUACAUGAGGACAGGCACUUAGAAUUGAGACUGAUGUUAGAAUAUAUGAUGAUGCUAACCUCCACUGUCUGCUGCCAAAAUACUUUCAAUAUUUGUUGUUCAAGAUGCUCUGUCUGGCUGUAGUUUCUCAUACUAAUAAGGACAUCUUUUAAUCCCCUUGCAAGUUUCCAGUUGAAGCAGUAAAUGGAAGAAAAUUAAACAGGGACUUUAUUUGAUUUGCAAGAUGCCCCUGACAGUUCAGUGACAGAUCAAACAAACAUGAGGCUUCACUGAGUAACUUGCACAUUCAACCACUGGUCUUUCAAAGUGUGGUUUAGCUGUGGGAGGAACAAAAGUAAACUUGGAGCUCCUCAACACCAAAAUGUGAUUGUCUGCUUAUCUAUUCCCUCUCAAGGUUGGGCUUAGUAAAUGAGAAGGACCAUAGGAAAUUAUCUUCCAUUACCCAUAUGUAUGCUACACAGCACUUCUAUGCCUGUUACAGUUUUGCAUAGGUGAAGCAGGGCUGUAAUUGAGCAUCAUAUGCUGUACACUUAGAUGUAAAUAUAGGCUUUGUCUAAUCUUUCUUUGGGAUCAGGGAACUUGUGUUUGGGACCUAAUAUUAAAAUUUAGUUUGCUGCCAAUUCAUUUGAGUGUCCUAUGUAUCUAAAUAUCAAAGAAGCUGUGUGUAAAAGAGGUUAAAAAAAAUCACACUUUAAGCCAAAUGAGCACCUCAGCUACACAACUUCCAGUUAUGCUCUACCUUAAUCUAGCUCUACUUAAAAACCUUGCGUUUGUCCCUAUUUCAGCUUUUACCUUUCCUACUUUUUACAUGAACAGGGUUGGAGCUGCCUCUUUCAUGUCUUAUAUAGCCCUUCCCAAGAGGGGGAAAAAGCAACUAAGUGAUGCAUUCACUCCCUGGACACAAGUAUUAAGCUGCUUUACAAUUCAUUAUGUACAUAUGGUGUACUUUAUUUCAGUAGAGUAUUACAUAGUAUGACAGUGUUGGAUUUUGUACAGAUGUCCCUGUAUGUACAGAACUAAAUAAAAUGGAUCUCUUGAAAAGA